Messenger RNA from Anguilla anguilla (European eel), 6200 nucleotides. RefSeq names its product netrin receptor UNC5C-like. The record is from RefSeq and is a predicted model, not a curated record. Gene Ontology annotation, molecular function: netrin receptor activity; protein binding. The transcript has 17 exons. The coding region runs from base 528 to 3380 and encodes 950 amino acids. NCBI's taxonomy places the organism in Eukaryota, Metazoa, Chordata, Actinopteri, Anguilliformes, Anguillidae. Gene Ontology annotation, cellular component: membrane. Gene Ontology annotation, biological process: netrin-activated signaling pathway.
UGGUUUAGGAAAGCAUUCGUCUCCUGGAGUACAGUAGAGCGCGAGACGCGGAGUUGUGGCAGGAUGCGUUCUCUCCACUGAGCGCGAGGGAAACUACGGCACUUGUGCAUGGAACUAAUUAAGAACAAUAUAUGCGUAUACACAUAUAUUUUUUUAAAUGAACCUGACACAUUCAAUCGAUCAGCCCUGGCAGUUUAAUAAGAUAAUUGCGUAAUAAAUCAAAUCAAUAAACAGUUAGUUGUAUGGGUUUUUGCACUUACUGCCUAAUGCUAGAGGGCGGUGGCAUUUCGCCGUGCAUUAGCCUCUUGGACAUCUAUCACAUCACCGAGUGUCUUCAGAGAAGUCCCGGGACCAACUGAACCGGCUUUUCGCCCCCCUCCCCAUUUUGGUUUUCCCCAUAUCCUUUUUAGACUGCUCUAAGCGGAGUUUGGAACUCACUAAUUUAGCUGCGAUUGUACAGCCGUCACAGAGGCACCUGGCAUUUAAAAAGCGGAUUUCACUCUUCGAGGAGUUCACUUCUUCGUAUCAUGGGGGAAAAGGACCAGAUUGUGAACGGUGGAAUGAGAUUCGCAGGAUACUUAUCGCAGAUGUGCACGCUACCCGGAUUUCUCCUGAUUGUCAGCAUCCACAUCGGAGCCGCGCAAGUCGAUGACGACUUCCUGGGAUUGGGAGAGCUGCCCGAGACGUUCCCCUCGGACCCCCCCGAGCCCCUGCCGCACUUCCUGAUGGAGCCGGAGGAGGCGUACAUCGUGAAGAACAAGCCCGUCAACCUGUACUGCAAGGCCACGCCCGCCACGCAGAUCUACUUCAAGUGCAACAGCGAGUGGGUGCACCAGAAGGACCACACCGUGGAGGAGCGCGUGGACGAGACCUCAGGGCUGGUGGUGCGGGAGGCCAGCAUCGAGAUCUCGCGGCAGCAGGUGGAGGAGCUGUUCGGGCUGGAGGACUUCUGGUGCCAGUGCGUGGCCUGGAGCUCCGCGGGCACCACCAAGAGCCGCCGGGCGCACGUCCGCAUCGCCUAUCUCAGGAAAACCUUUGACCAGGAACCAUUAGGGAAGGAAGUUUCUCUGGAACAGGAAGUUCUUCUGCAGUGCCGGCCUCCCGAGGGUAUACCUGCUGCUGAGGUGGAGUGGCUGAAGAACGAGGAGAUCAUCGACCCGGCGGACGACCGGAACUUCUACAUCACCAUCGACCACAACCUGAUCAUCAAGCAGGCGCGGCUGUCCGACACCGCCAACUACACCUGCGUGGCCAAGAACAUCGUGGCCAAGCGACGGAGCACCACCGCCACAGUCAUCGUCUAUGUGCACGGGGGCUGGUCGACGUGGACCGAGUGGUCGGUGUGCAACAGCCGCUGCGGGCGGGGGUUCCAGAAGAGGACCCGCAGCUGCACGAACCCCGCGCCCCUCAACGGGGGCACCAUGUGUGAAGGCCAGGGCGUCCAGAAGCUGGCCUGCACUUCCCUGUGUCCAGUGGACGGUCUGUGGACUGAGUGGAGUAAGUGGUCUACCUGUGGGACCGAGUGCACUCAUUGGAGGAGGAGAGAGUGCGCCGCCCCCGCACCCAAAAACGGGGGGAGGGACUGUGACGGCAUGGUGCUGCAGUCUCAGAACUGCACGGACGGGCUGUGCAUGCAGAGUUCUGUGUAUCAGAUGUCUACUGAGCCUAAACCCCCGAGUGGUUUUGGAUUUCCAUCCGCGCCCAGCUCAGACGACGUGGCGCUCUACGUGGGCGUGGUCAUCGCUGUCAUCAUGUGCCUGCUCAUCUCCGUCAUCGUGGCGCUCUUCGUCUACCGCAAGAACCACCGCCGCUUCGACUCUGACAUCAUCGACUCCUCCGCCCUCAAUGGCGGGUUCCAGCCCGUGAACAUCAAGACGGCUCGGACAGCCGACCUCCUGGCCACCUCGCCCGACCUGACCUCUGCGGCCGCCCGGUACCGCGGGCCCGUCUACGCCCUGCACGACGUUUCGGACAAGAUCCCCAUGACCAACUCGCCCCUCCUGGACCCGCUGCCCAACCUGAAGAUCAAGGUGUACAACUCCUCGGGCCUGGCCACGCCCCAGGAGGACCCCGGCGAUUUCGGCUGCAAGCUCUCGCCCAAGGUCACGCACUCCCUGCUGGACGGCGAGGCCAUGAACCUGCGCAGCCAGAGCCUGGCUCGAACCCGCGACCCCUCCUGCACCGCCUUCGGCUCCUUCAACUCCCUGGGGGGGCACCUCAUCGUGCCCAAUUCAGGCGUGAGCUUGCUGGUGCCGGCAGGAGCCGUUCCUCAGGGCCGUGUGUAUGAGAUGUACGUGACCCUGCACAGGAAGGACAGCAUGAGGCCUCCCGUGGAGGACGUGCAGACGGUCCUAAGCCCGGUGGUGAGCUGUGGGCCCCCGGGGGCCGUCCUGUCUCGCCCCGUCAUCAUCACCAUGCACCACUGCGCCGAGACCGACAGCCAGGACUGGCACAUCCAGCUGAAGAGCCAAUCAGAGCAGGGCCAGUGGGAGGACGUGGUGGUGGUGGGCGAGGAGAACUUCACCACGCCCUGCUACGUCCAGCUGGACGCGGAGGCGUGCCACGUGCUGACGGAGACGCUGGGGACGUACUGCCUGGUGGGCCAGUCCGUCAGCGCGGCCGCCGCCAAGCGGCUGAAGCUGGCCGUGUUCGGGCCCGUCUCCUGCGCCGCGCUGGAGUACCACGUCCGGGUCUACUGCCUGGACGACACGCAGGACGCCCUGAAGGAGGUUCUACAGAUGGAGAAGCAGAUGGGGGGGAAGCUGCUGGAUGAACCAAAGAUGCUCAACUUCAAGGACAACAGCCACAACCUGAGGCUGUCCAUCCACGACGUUCCCCACGCGCUGUGGAGGAGCAAGCUACUAGCCAAGUACCAGGAGAUCCCGUUCUACCUGGUGUGGAGCGGAUCCCAGCGCUCCCUGCACUGCACCUUCACCCUGGAGCGCUUCUCCGUGGCGACCGCCGAGCUCACCUGCAAGCUGUGCGUGCGGCAGGUGGAGGGGGAGGGGCAGAUAUUCCAGCUCAGCAGCGCUCUGUCCGAGGACGUCCAGAGCAUAGACACGUCGCUGCUGGACCCGGCGGGCAACGUCACCGCCCUGGUGGGGCCCGGCGCCUUCCGCAUCCCCCUGUCCAUCCGGCAGAAGCUGUGCGGCAGCCUGGACGCCCCCCAGACCCGCGGGAACGACUGGAGGAUGCUGGCCCACAAGCUGAGCCUGGACAGGUACCUGAACUACUUCGCUACGAAGUCCAGCCCGACGGGGGUGAUCCUGGACCUGUGGGAGGCGCAGCACUUUCCGGACGGAGGCCUGGCCCACCUGGCCGCCGUGCUGGAGGAGAUGGGUCGCCAGGACACCUUCGUUCCCAUGGCAACGGACCACUGAUGCUGAGAAAAAGCCGACUGACUGACGGAGGGAAAACGGACCGGCGUACGACGGGCGGCGAGCGAGCGAUCUGCGCAGAUCAGGUCCUCAGACGACGCAAACGGGUCUGAGAGAGAAAAGCUUGUGUGGGCUGAGCCUGCUCAUCCUUUCCUGAAAGAGAAAAAAUGAAAAUUCUGCUUUUCAUUUCUAUGGAAACGCAACGAAAGACGGAAAAUAGCAAAAAACGGAAAUAAAUAAAAUUUAUACAUGAUGGAAGCAUAAACUUACACCAGAGGUUUCUUGUUAGCCAUGGCUAUAGGCUCCUUGGUGCAGUUUUCCUGUUGAUACAGUUUCCUAGGAAACGCUUUAUUCUGCUGUCCAUGUAUGUGGAUGAUGUCAUCACGCUCCAGACGGGUUGCGGGUUGCUCAGUGGUCAGCAGUGCGGGCUAUUGUGAUGCGUGCAGUUGAGUUACGGAUCAACCAAUCAAAACAUUUCUCACCUGCUCCUUCAUUCCCACCUGCCUGCUCCAAAAAUCAUUUAUCAUGCUUGUAUCGUUUUUUGCAGUAUCGACAUAUUCAAGUGCUCUCCUAAUUACAGAAGGAGAUCUAUACACGGAUCUGUGUGCGAGAGACCGCACGCAGGAGAGUUCAUACAGGAGGGUUUUUUAUUUCUUUUAUAUUUUUGUGCAACACUAUAUCAUGCCCACGUGUAUGUCAUAUUUUUUUAUUUUUGUUUAGCCAUUUCCUUUCUCCACAGUGCCAUCUUGUGGGCAUAGAGAAAAACAUGUGCAACCCCUCUUUUUAGUGGUACAAAGCCAACUGUGCAAACCUGUAAAUAUGCAUAAAAGAACAUUGUGAUGUCUGUAAAUUUGUGAUUUGUGGUAUUAUUUUGUUAAGUUUUUUUUUUUUUUAAAUGCUGAAGUUUAAAUGUGUUUUGAUGAAAGGAGGAAAAAUCCGGUGUUAAGUCAUGAUGAUGUAAUAUCAGCCUGCAGCAGCUCACCUGAGCACCUGGUGCUUCGUUAAGUUAACCUUCGCCAGCAGUGUUUACAGGGGUGUGCAGGUGUGUCCGGGCUCAGGUGUUCAGGUAAGCUGUUGUGCUAUGAGGGAACAGGUACUUCUGCACACUGCAGUGCACAGGUAAAAAAAGAAUACCUGUUCUGCCUAAAUAUGCCUUUCAGAAUUUUAAACCACUCACACUUUUAUCUUUUAUAGUGUAAACCUUUCUCUCCAUGGCAGUGCAAUCAGCAGACCUAAAGGGACUGGCCUAAGACAAUGACUGACUCACGUUAUGAUCUGAUUGGUUUAUCAAAGGUGAAGACUGUCACUAUUACUAUUUAAUUAAUCACCCCCUACCCCACCCCCUCCCCGUGUCUCAGUUCUCUUAAUUUUAUUAGAAAUCAUAUAAUUUAAGAUAAUAAUAAAACACAUCUGCAAAUUAUUAUUUAUACUAGUGUAGUUCCAAAACCAGCAGUAUUUUUGAAAACAGGAAAUGUCAAAAUCCAAAUAUGUAUGGCAAACUGCAGAUUGUAACACCUUAUAUGAUUACUUCAAACCAAAGUUCUGUCCCACCGGUGGAACUUUUCAAAAAAAUAAUAAUGAUAAUAAUAAUAAUUGGAAGUGUGUCAGCUUUCUUGUCGUUAAGUACAGCCAUCUUGAUAAGAGAAACACCAGUGUGUCUUACCUCUAAGCCACUUUGUGUUUGGAUUUUUGUGAAAUAUUCUUUCACAAAAUAAGCGAAGGAACAAACGCUUAAACUAAAAGGCUGGUAUUGAUUUUUCCUUCUAAUUGAGUGUCAGGCUACAAGGGGGAGACAUCGUCAAGUUUCACUGUUUGGGGGGGGGGGGGGGGGGAUAAUUCUUUCUUAGAUAUUUGCAUCCUCGGGAUUGCUUUUCUUGCAGGUUAUUUGGUGAUUGCAUCUAUUGAUGUACAAAAAAAAUAAACAAACACAAAAACCCUUCACAGUGGCUGUGAAUUCAUAUCUAUGGUGAUUUCACUCAAGGCCUCCUAGGUAAAGAGCUUGGAUAGCUGAUUAUUGUGUGUUAUUUGAUUCAUGUUUUGCCUCUCCUGUAUGUGGUACUGUGUGAGGGCGCUGAUCUCAUUUAUACUUUGGGGGUGGGCAGUCGGGGAAUGACAGCAAACAGGGAAUUUCCUUUCUGAUUUUUAUUUCUUUUUUAUUUUCUGGGGGAGGGACACUAAUUCUACCACCCAAUACAACACAGUACAGUAAUAUUGCCCCCCCCCCCUCCCCCCCGGGGGUGGCGGGGUUGAUGUUGUCCCAAAGUUGGGGGACCCGUCUCCCUCUAGAUCUGCAUCGCCAUGGUUACCUGGGGAGACAGGUGGCCCCGCCUCUUCUGUUAAUGUCUAGUGUGAGCAGAUUGUGCCUGCUGACCUCAACUGGACAGUGCCAUUCUACACCAACAGGGGGAGACGAGGACAAUGAAAUGUAAUAAAACCACACAGAUAUUUUUGGGCAAUGAGGUGUGUAUGAUACAUGUAUUAUGUACAGAGGUUUCCAGUCUGAGCUUAUCCUCAGUUUAUACAACGGCAGUAGGCAGUCUCUAGUCUUUGUUCUCUCGCAAAAGCUGUCAGAUAAAAAAAAAAAAGCUGUCUAUGCAAACUCGGGCAUCCAUUACAAACACGAUGUUCUUUUGUGGAAAUGCUUGAAGUGGUGAAGUGGCCGUUCAGGUGUGUUUGGAUCAGUACUUUUGGCACUAAAGUGAAGAUGUGCUCAGCACUUGCACUUUGGGACGUGUCCUGCAAAUGCUCGGAUUUCUUCAAAUUUCUGUACAAAGUGUAAGAAAGAAUUUUUAAACAAGUAAUAAAUUAUAUUUAUAAGCAACA